Temnothorax curvispinosus is the source of this 2448-nucleotide messenger RNA. It is a transcript of the gene Wdr92, whose product is annotated as WD repeat-containing protein 92. The record is from RefSeq and is a predicted model, not a curated record. Lineage: Eukaryota; Metazoa; Arthropoda; Insecta; Hymenoptera; Formicidae. The transcript has 4 exons. The coding region runs from base 118 to 1194 and encodes 358 amino acids. Gene Ontology annotation, molecular function: ubiquitin binding.
UUUGUUUACGGUUAUAUUUGUAAACAGUCUAAAUCUAAAUGCUUGUCAAAGUUGGGACUGUCGGGACAAAUCUUCCUGCGGCGGUGUUAAAGUCGAAGAGAAUAUUUUGGCAGAGACAUGGAUAAACUAUCGAAGCCACAGAUAAUCUGUCACAUCGAAAAAUCGGUAGAUUAUUCGCUGUUUGAUGCAAAGUGGAUACCAUGUAGCGCAAAGUUCGUGGUUAUGGGCUCUCGGCCUCGUGGUACCGGUAUUAUACAGAUUUACGAGGUGUCUAGUGGCGAAUUAAAGCUUGUCAAGGAUGUAGAGAGAUCCAACCAGAUGAAAUGUGGAACAUUUAAAGCUUCUAGUCUUCGUGAUAGAUAUUUGGCUACUGGUGAUUUCAAGGGUAAAUUGAAUAUUUACAAUUUAGAAGAUCCUUCAGUACCAGUUUAUUCAGCUAACGCUCACACACAGAUUAUAAAUGCCAUUGAUGGAGUGGCAGGUGCUAGCGUAGGAUAUGGAGCACCAGAAUUAGUAACUGGAUCUAGAGAUGGAAGUGUAAAAGUAUGGGAUCCUAGGCAAAAGAAUCGACCAGUGGCGAUUAUGGAACCUAAGGAGGGAGAAAGUCGGCGGGACUGUUGGUCAGUGGGAUUCGGCAAUUCUUACAAUUCCGAGGAAAGAGUAGUAGCAGCGGGAUACGAUAACGGAGAUGUUAAAAUGUUCGACUUAAGGGCUAUGUCUCUGAGAUGGGAAAGUAACUUGAAAAAUGGAGUUUGUGGUCUUGAAUUCGAUAGAAAAGACAUUCCCAUGAAUAAACUAGUUGCUACUACCUUAGAAUCUAAAUUUUAUCUCUUUGACCUGAAGACUCAGCAUCCUAAGAAAGGUUUUGCUUAUCUUACUGAAAAGGCGCACAAAUCAACGGUAUGGCUGGUUAAGCACUUGCCACAAAAUCGUGAAUUAUUCGCAACAUGUGGCGGUGGAGGAACAAUUUGUCUUUGGAAAUAUAAUUAUCCAGAGAAAAGAAAAACUACAGACGCCGAUGGGAUCGAGCAAGGAGUUGUAGGCAAUGUCAGUUUGCUCCAGAACUGUACGCUCUCGUCGCAACCUAUUAGUUGUUUGGAUUGGAGCCCGGACAAGCCAGGACUCGCAGUUUGCACAUCGUUUGAUCAAUGCUUACGCGUUAUCAUCACUACGAAACUGAAUACUAUUGAUUAAACAACGGAAAGCUCGAAAGCUUGUAAAUAAGCCUGUGUACGAUUUCUAAUUUGCGAACGCAAGGUGCAUUAUGCAACGGCGAGCAGACGAGAGCGAAUUAUAUGUCAUUGGGCCAAUCUAUUUAGGAUCGAACCCUUAUUAAGUAUCGGCCAUCUUGCGCAUGGUCGUGAAUGUUACGCAAUAUCGCGCGCGCGACGUCCGCCAUUUGAGAUGCGUUCAGCCGGUUCAACCCACGCGUUGUCACUUGCACCUUACACCUCCAUUGCAUCGCGAUUCGCGCGCGAGGGCGCAGCAUUGCAACCGCGCACGCAAGGUCAGGAAUACCUCGAUUUUAAUUAUAUAAAUUAGCUGUCGCCGCGUCCAUCUCUCGCCCACUCAACGCGACAUGUCGAUGUUAUCAAAUCAAACCCCACCCAUUUCAUUCAAUCCUUUCACGUCCAAUAAAAAUCAAAAUGUAUAUCUUGUUUCAUCUUUAAUGCAUAGAAUAGUAGUACAAAAAAAGUUCAACUAAAAUAAUCGCGCAAAUUCAACUAAAAUUCACGUAACAUUUUUAUCUAAAAUUUUUCUUUUCAUUUUUCAUAUUAUUUCUUCAUUUUCUUGUAUUCUUACCGAGACAUUAUAUUCAUUUUUAUUUCUUAUUGCAAUACAAUAUUUACUGCGGACAUUUUCAAGGGAGUUUCGUAUCUCAAACAUGUAUAAUUCUUCGUUUGCUCAACAAAAAGUGUAUCGAUCAAAAAUCAAACGAAAUAGAUUGUAGGAAUCAAAGGAAUGGAUGGCUAUCCUAGAAGUAUAGUUGGCAAGUGUCGGUGGGCUAAUUACAUAGCAAUAUAUAUAUAUAUAUUGCUCAUAUAUACAUAUAUAUAUAUAUAUAUAUAUAUAUAUAUAUGUAUAUAUGAGUAUUUACAGGAGCGGGUGUACACGAAUACGCCGACAAAUAGACAAGUGUGUAGCAAUACCUGGUUCCUAUUUUUGUUUCUUAAUGGCGCACUUCGCGAUGCACUUUGCGGCGGUUUGGUCAACAUCCAAAAUUUGCAUUGCUCCUCCUGCCUCCUACCCCUAACUGUAUGAUCGGUACGAUUAAAUCUUACAAUUAAAUAGAAAAAUCAAUCCUUAGAAACCUUGUUUCUCAUUAAAUAUACCAAUUAGUAGUCGAUAAGUAUUUUUAUUGGGAAUUUUCAUUAAUUGUAUUUAUCUUCCAAAUCCCUAACUCAGAAAUGAUAAUUGUUAAUGGCUUAAGACGAUUUUUCCAUUUAA